Molecule: messenger RNA, 1753 nt
Organism: Mycetomoellerius zeteki
Lineage: Eukaryota; Metazoa; Arthropoda; Insecta; Hymenoptera; Formicidae
Product: GATA-binding factor A
Exons: 6
Coding region: 156-1391 (411 amino acids)
Biological process (GO): negative regulation of transcription by RNA polymerase II; positive regulation of transcription by RNA polymerase II; cell fate commitment
Cellular component (GO): nucleus
Molecular function (GO): zinc ion binding; DNA-binding transcription factor activity, RNA polymerase II-specific; RNA polymerase II cis-regulatory region sequence-specific DNA binding
Source: RefSeq, a predicted model, not a curated record
AUUAUUAAUUACACACACAGUGUUGAAGAGAAGACUAUAUAGAGAGAAUCGUAUGUUUCUGCUACGAAGACUUCUUGACCGUAUAAAAUUUCGACAGGAUGAGGAGGUCACUCAUUAAUUGAUAACAUAUGCCACGGUGGUAGCUCUCGAGGAGGAUGUUCCACGGGGGCGGAAGUGGCGGGUACGGCGCAAGUUCCGAUUACCAGCAGCAGUCCCAGCAGCAACAGCAGCAACACGGGCAGCAGCUCCAGGCGCCUGUCUACGUUCCAUCGUCUAGACCAGCAAUUCCAUCUGCAGCCACGGCAGCGCAAUAUCAUUCCUUCCCUACUUCACCCUCGCCCGCAUGGGAAAAGACAGCAUCCUGGCAGCACGGAGUGGAGACGUAUGCGGCGCAUCACGCGCUCGCCGGACACACGAGCGGUACCGCGGCGGCGAUGGGACCGCACGCUGGACCUGGCCAUCCGCAUGCGGGACAUCCGCACGCGACGCAUCCUCAUUCAACUCUCGCCGCAGCCGCAGCUGCACCCUUCUAUGCGCAGAACGUCGCGAUGAUGUCCUCGUGGCGCGCUUACGACGGCACCGGUUUUCAACGUGCAUCACCUUAUGAUACCGCAAUGGAUUUCCAAUUUGGCGAGGGUCGCGAAUGCGUAAAUUGCGGCGCGAUAUCGACGCCGCUCUGGCGAAGAGACGGCACCGGCCAUUAUCUUUGCAAUGCAUGCGGACUUUAUCAUAAGAUGAACGGCAUGAAUAGACCGCUUAUCAAGCCCUCAAAACGCCUGAUGUCGGAAUUUCAGACCGCAACGAGGCGACUCGGGCUGUGCUGCACAAACUGCGGCACUCGCACCACCACCUUGUGGAGGCGCAACAACGAGGGUGAGCCAGUGUGCAACGCUUGUGGAUUAUACUUCAAAUUGCACGGAGUCAAUAGGCCGCUAGCCAUGCGAAAGGAUGGUAUACAAACAAGGAAGAGAAAACCGAAGAAGACUCCAGAACAGAAUGCUAGAUCAUCUCAGGGGGAUCAUGAAACCACUGCCUCAACGACAUCCUCUCCUUCUACAGACUUGAAGAACAAUCAACAACAGCAGCAGCAACAACAACAGCAACAUCAGAUCGAAGUAUCAAAGUCAUCGGGCUCAUCAACGUCGACCGAUAGACCUGUUUACCUCGGACAUACCUCUCUUUUGGCGACUGGAAAUGUACCUGCUGUGAAAACGGAACCGCGGAGCUGUGAUGGCGUCGUUGGUCAACCGUACUCAUCUUAUUAUCAACAUCCUCAUCAAUUAACUGUUACCAGCGAACAUCAGCAACAGAGUUAUUAUGGCACCCAGGAGGCACCCUAUCAUCAUCAACAUCAUGUCACUACAGCGGCAAAAUUACUCGCGUCCUCGUAAUUGUUUAGUAAUUGACGUUUGUUCAUUAGAAUUGCCUCGAAAAUAGAUUCAGACGCGUUGAAAAAUGAAGAUCUUUUUCGCAGUAAGGAUUAUUCAAGAAUUUGCCAAGAAACUUAUGAAAGUUUAAUAAUGAAAAAGUAAUUAAAAGAAUGGAAGGUAUAUUAGAAUUGAAGAUUGUGAUUGGAUUUUAAUCCGAUUAUUUGAGAAAAGAGCAAGAGAGAAUAACGAAAUUAACAAUUAAGACACUUCUUUGACAAAUGUGUGGAAGAAGAAUUCUUCUGCAACAUGGGACUAGUCAGUGACGUGCAAAUUGUUUUAAAAUUCAAAGAAAAACGGUGACAGAAAUUGAAAUGUUAUGAAUC